Messenger RNA from Chaetomium strumarium, 1157 nucleotides. Its product is annotated as kinase-like domain-containing protein. The record is from RefSeq and is a predicted model, not a curated record. NCBI's taxonomy places the organism in Eukaryota, Fungi, Ascomycota, Sordariomycetes, Sordariales, Chaetomiaceae. Gene Ontology annotation, biological process: protein phosphorylation. The transcript is spliced from 3 exons. Gene Ontology annotation, molecular function: protein kinase activity; ATP binding. The coding region runs from base 1 to 834 and encodes 277 amino acids.
AUGCCUAUCUAUGGCUCAACAUGCAGCGUUGAACCUGUCUCUCCGGGUAUUGUGGUGAAGAAACCCCAUCAGCUUGGAGAGGAAUACUUUGACAAACGGUUUGCAAACAACUUCUCUGUGGAGCGGCAAAUCCUUGAGAGACUGGGCCAGCACCCCAGGAUUGUCAGCCACGGCAACCUCCAGGCGUAUCUCGCCGAGCAUCACGCGUCCACGCCGCUGGACCAGCGCCUGCGCUGGUGCCGCCAACUUGCCGAGGCCCUCGACUACAUCCACGGCCGCGGCGUGCUGCACUCAGACCUCCGCCCGGGCAACAUCCUGGUCCACGAGACGACGCCGGGCGCGCGGGACCUGAUGCUCGCCGACUUUGGUGGCUCGGUGUGCGAGGAGCUCGGACUGGACGGGCUGUCCCUGCCCGACGGCCCGUUCUAUAGUCCCGUCUUCAACUGGCAGUCGAGCAUAUUCUAUACGGUCCAUACGGGACGGUGGCCGUACAAGCCGACGCCGGGGCGGUUCGGCAAAGUCGACGACCGGCUGGAGUGGGAGGACAAGGUGGUGUAUCCCAACUUCCAACAGGACAAGUUUCCCGAUGAUGUCGGGGAUUUGCCGGCGGGAGACGUGAUUUUGGCAUGCUGGAAGAGAGAGUUUGCGACGGCGAAAGACGCGCUGACGGCUCUGGACAAAUAUCUCGGGGCAAGGGAGAAGAAGUGCGCUGAGCCAACAGCCGUCACGGAGAAUGAAAAUCGUGGAGAAGAUGAACUUAAUAACAACGUAGUGGGUAUAGAAAACCGAGGCAACCAGUAUGAAGGUAGAUUAACUAGUCUUAUACAGCGCUAAGAGAGAAUGGAAAUAGAGCAUUAUGUUGCCGAUAGCACUUAAGAGAUGGGACACCCGUACAUCCCGGGAUCUCAGGGCAAAGAAUCGGCGUCUACGUUCGGUAGAGGCCUGGAUAUGGCUCCCCACUUUAGGGAGGUGGCAUCAAAUACUGCUGGUCUUGCAGACACUCACACGGUUUAAACCAGUAGAGCGUUAUUGCAGGGUGGAAAAAGAGCGCUUGGGCCAGGAACGAGGGUUUAUACCGAUGGUGGUAACCUUAAGACAGGUCUGUAUGCAAAAGACUUAAGGAAUGGAAAAAUUGCUGAUAGAGAUGUUAGGCUCUC